Paramecium pentaurelia is the source of this 810-nucleotide messenger RNA. Lineage: Eukaryota; Ciliophora; Oligohymenophorea; Peniculida; Parameciidae. The record is from the annotation of a GenBank genome assembly.
AUGAAUUAAACAAGAGAUUUGGAAAUUUUAAAUCACUAAUUGAAUAACUAAAAUAAUAAGAUGUCUCUUUAAAUAGAAGUCUUAUCAUAAUAAUUAUACUUACUUCAAAAAUAAAUUCAUUAAUUUCAAGAAAAAGCAGCAGAUUAUGAAAAAUUAAAGGCUGAAAAUAUUAUUCUAAAAAAAGACAUUAUGUAUUUAUAAGAACAAAUUUAAUCACAAGAAUCAGAAUAAUUAUUAGUUCAAGAAAGUAAGUUCAACCUUCAAAUUGAGGAAAUGUAAAAAAGACAUAAAAAACAAAUAUAAGACUUAAAAACUUUAUAUGAGGAUAAAAUUAUAUCCUUAUAGAAAGAAAAGUCUUCUAUGUAAGAUUAGGCUAUGUAAAUGGGAGUGUCAAAUUAAGCAUCAAAAACUUUGGAAUAGUAAGCUGCUAAAAUAAUACAAAUAAGUCAUAAGUUAGAGUAAUUAUUUUUAAUAACUCAGAAAAACAUUGUCUGAUCUUCCAUCUCAAAGUCCUAGUCAUGGACAUAUUGGAAUAUCUAAAGAAAUGUAUGAUUAAAUGUUGGAAUAACUAAAAAGUAAAUCCUCAAAAAAUAUUAUCUUGGAAAAAAUACCAGAUUAACAAAAUUUGUAAAAUACAUUACAUAUAAUUUUAGUUCUCAGAGAUACAAAAAGUCAUCCAUAACCAACAUUAAAAAGGAAAACAAUUUUAGUGUCAAAAGAAUUUUACAUUACAGUAAACCAUAAGACUCUCCAAGAACAUAAAAUUCUAUAAAUGCUCUCACAAUUAGUACAUUAACUAAGAAGUCUUGA